AUGUUUGCUACAUCACCAAGCGAUCCUUCCGCCGCUAAUGUACAUUCUUUCAACGAUGGUCUCGAUUUCCUGAAUGCUUUGUCACCUAUUCCCGACGAUCAAGGCCAAUGCUUUGAUCCUAUUCCGCCUAUCACUGAUUCCAAACCCGAUCCUGAUCCCUCUGCCGCUGCUAUUGCUGAACCAGAAAAGGCUAUAAAUUUAAGUACCAGUAAUGUUGUCGUCAUGGCAAACAUGCGAUGUCAUCUUGUCCUUAAGGAUAUCGCCAGGAGAGGUAUUGAUGUUGAAUACAAAGCCGCGAAAAAUCAUGUUAUUAUGCGGCUGCGGAGACCCUACAUUGUUGCUACAAUUUGGUCUAGUGGCAAGAUAUGGUGCACCGGUGCCUCUUCCAUAUCCAAGGCAAAAAAAGGUGCCCGUCGGAUAGCUAGGCGACUUGUGAAGAUGGGUUAUGCCUGCCGGUUCAGUAAUUAUCGCAUUCUCAACGUUAUGGCGAAAUGUCGACUCCCCUUCCGUGUCCGCCUGGACUCCCUCUCUAAAACUCGACCAAGACAAAUGUCAUAUGAACCUGAAUUGACACCAGGCUUAACAUUCAAGAUCCCAGAGACCCCCAGUCUUUCUUUAACUCUCUUCUCUACUGGCCGAUUGGUUAUCAUGGGGAGUUCUCUCGAGGACAUAACCAAUGCUGUUGAGGAGCUAGUUUCUCUUGCUUGCCUUCAUCAGUCGGAUGAAGCCCCUUCCGAUUCUUCUGAUGAUGAAUGUGCGUCAGCAUGCUCAGGUGAUAAAAAUAGUCAAAGACGUCAGUACUAUCGUCGUAGACGCGGUCGAUCACGUCGUAUGAGUGCCUUCACUGAAAUGGCCGCACAAGAAAUUCCUGAAUUGGCCGAUGUCUUCUUUGAAGAGCUUGAAGCGGAGGAAUUGGAAGAACAGGAGGCAUUGUCUGUCGUCGGUUUAAGCGAAGAGGGGAAUAAGCGUGCGGGUAGUGAAGAGAAGACCGGUGUGAGCCAAAACGUUGCUGCUGUUGCUCCAGAACCUACUCCCCCUACUCCACGUGACCUAGAUAAUGUGAGAAGUGGUCCCAAAAAGCUGCCAAGGAUCAUCACUUAUGAUCAACAGUUGCAGCAAGAGUCCUCUUGCGUAUCCACAACUCCUCAAGCUACUCAAUUUAUCUACGCUACUACUCCUGGAAGUAAUCAAGUGGUUCGAUAUAUCGCUGCUCCUGGAUCACAGAUUGCGAAUUCGACUUUCACUCAACAACAGCCGCAACAAACUAAAAUCGUGUGUGGUGUCCAGCCGCAGCCGACAACAAAUGUCGUUAGAAUUGUCUCUCCAAUGCAGGUUACUAACCAGUCCCAACAACCUCAGAGGUUUAUUAUCAAUAGACUGCCAGCAGGAACAACUAUUCUCAAUCCCAAUACCACUUUCUUGAUGACAAGUGGGAAUCAGCUAAUAUUGAACGGGCAGCCCACACAAAUAUUUCGAACAAUUGCGCCAAGUAAUACAGUUACGGUCAAUACAAACCCUUCCACAUCCACCUCUGUUAAUAAUCCCGAUUUAUCCCCUAAUUCAGGCUCCCAGACUAGCUGUCGUCAACUCAUGGAGACAGCAUUUGCGAAUAUGAAACUCGAGAAGCAGAUGGAUAAUGAGACCUUCUAUGGCUAUGUCCAUGCUGUCUCAGGUCCUGUCGUUAUUGCUGCUCAAAUGUCGGGUUCCGCUAUGUACGAGCUGGUUCGCGUCGGUCAUGACAAUCUCGUCGGUGAAAUUAUCCGUCUUGAAGGUGACACGGCCACGAUCCAAGUCUAUGAAGAUACCUCUGGUGUUACCGUUGGUGACCCUGUACUUAAAACCGGCAAACCACUUUCCGUGGAAUUGGGCCCGGGUAUCUUGGGAAGUAUCUUCGACGGUAUCCAGCGUCCCCUUCAAGCUAUUCGUGAUUUUACCCAAUCAAUCUACAUUCCAAAGGGUAUAGAUGCCCCCUGCUUAGACCGAAAAAAGGCCUGGGAGUUCACACCCAACCCUGCUAUUCGACCAGGGAUGCAUAUUACCGGUGGUGAUAUCUAUGGAUCUGUGGUCGAGAAUAGCCUAAUCGAGCACCGACUUAUGUUACCCCCCAAAGCUAUGGGUACUGUCAAAUGGAUUGCACCGGCCGGAAGUUAUACUAUUUUGGAUAAAGUCUUGGAGACUGAUUACGAAGGAAAUAUAACUGAACACUCGAUGUUGCAAAUUUGGCCUGUUCGUCAGCCACGACCUGUUGCCGAUAAACUUCCGGCCAAUUUCCCUCUUUUUACUGGCCAGCGCGUGCUUGACACUCUCUUCCCGUAA
Rodentolepis nana is the source of this 2316-nucleotide messenger RNA. The record is from the annotation of a GenBank genome assembly. Lineage: Eukaryota; Metazoa; Platyhelminthes; Cestoda; Cyclophyllidea; Hymenolepididae.